CGAGCAGCAACAGCAACAAGCUAGUUUAUCUCGUAAAAUACCACCACCGGCACAUGAUUCUAUUCAAAUAAAGAAGCUCCAAGACUCAAGUGCAAUACAUCAUCAGGUACACCAUAGCAAUAUCGAUAGCACUUCGCAAUGCCCAAUACAUACAACAACAGCAACAAACGACGAUAAAUUCAUAGACAAUGGCACCUUCCGUUCCACCCAAAUCGGAGGCAACAGGCGGAAAGAAGAAGAAGAAAAAGUCGAAGAGAAACAUUAUCGACAAGAUUCCCGACAUUCCAGGACAUGACUCCAAUGAUCAUCUCGUUCCCUAUGCCAUUUCUCCAUUGAAAACCAAUGGACUGGGAGUGGAACCGGAAGGAACCUCGGUCUGCCCCAUUUAUGUGAGUGAUUACGAGGAUUCGAGCGAGGUCGCCAUCCGGGGAGAUCGCAAAAUCAAUCACAAGCUCUUCCAAACGGAACUGCCGAGCACCACCAAAAACACCAACAAACCAACAGAGGAGAAGGCCGACGACAACGAAUUAGACCAUGAAGAAGCAGCACCACAAAAACCGGCAUCCCGAAAGAAACGAAACCUCAAAAAGAGCAUUAAAAAACUUUCGGACAAUAAAAAAGUGGAAAAUACUGGCAAGCUUCUCACGGAAGACAACCUCAAGGAAAUCGAGAAAGAACCUCUGUGUAUCGACGUAACAGCGUACGGAGAUGACGAAGACGAUCCUGUCUUGGAACGAGAACUCGAGGAGAUUGCCCUCAACGGACGUCGGUCGGGCCUCAUUAGCGGUACGCCCGAUAAGUUUGCGUACGAUACACAAAAAGGCAAACCAAAGGGCUGGAGGAGACUGACCAAAAAGACGAAGAAGAAGAAAAAUAAGAUCUCGCCGGACAUCGAGAACAAUUACAACGAAGACGAUGAAAGGAGCUGGCAUGUUGGAACCCUCACCAAGGACAAAGACGCAAAGAAGAAAAAGAUGUCUUUCGAAAAAAAGAUCUACUCUGUGUCUAUUAUAUUUGCGGUCUUGAUGGCAAUUGGUUGUUUGUCCUAUGGAAUCAUCCGAAGCAAUUACCCCAAACCAGGUGAUUCCCUUACAGCGGAACAGAAAGGGAUUCACGAAGUUCUGACCCGCGUCACGGGUGAAAAGACACUGACCGACACCGGAACGCCCCAGCACAGUGCAUGGGAGUGGUUGCUCUACACUGAUGAAGAAAUCUGGAACGCUGAAGGAGCCGAGGGCAUUAUCCAGAGAUUUGCUCUUGCAUGCUUUUACUUCUCGACCGGAGGCAACGACUCGAAACCGAAAAAGUGGGAAUCCAAUAACUGGAUGGAAGGUCCGGAAUGUGGGGACGAGAACCACGAGGCCUGGAUUGGAGUGAACUGCAACUCGGACGGAGAAAUUCGAGCUCUCGCUCUCGGUAAGUCGGCUAACGAACAAAUGAUGUUGCAAUGACUCAACCAAUGCAUCUCCUUUCUAACAAACCUUUUGCUUUGUUUUCCUAUUGUUAGACGCCUGGGGUCUAUCGGGAACCAUUCCACCAGAAAUUGGCCACCUUUCCAAACUCGAAAACCUGAUCUUGAAGAACAACCCGAAUCUGACUGGAUGGAUUCCACCAUCUUUUUCUCAUCUAGCGAACCUACGACAGCUCGGUCUCUACAACAACCAUUUGUCGGGAGUUCUCCCCGAUAUCUUCGAGCAUACCAAGUCACUGAAGUUCAUCAACCUAGAGAGCAACGAUAUUUAUGGUAGUAUCCCUCUUGAAAUUUCUCACCUGACGAGUUUGGAAACGCUAGUCCUUAAAGGCAAUCGAUUCGAGGGAAUCGUUCCAUUCAAACAACUGGCAUCGACGAGUGUGAGAUAUCUUGGUCUAAGCAACAACCGCUUCGCUGGGAGAAUUGAAAAAGCUAUUCACGAUGUCGAAACUCUUGAGUAUCUCUACCUUGAUCACAACGCACUAAGAGGCACGAUUCCCCCCCACAUUGGAAAUCUGAAACAACUGAAGUCCAUCGACCUAGGACACAACGCUUUCACCGGAGCUCUUCCCAUGUCGAUUGGAAACUUGGACCGAUUGGAAUACUUUUCACUGAACGACAACAAACUGGCAGGAAGUUUGCCACGAAGAAUUGGUUCUUUGACCAGGUUGAGUAAGUUUUCGCCGUUAAAAAUGGCACUGAGUUGUGCCUUUGACCCGUGUCUCGUUCUCUAACGUUUCUCUCCGUGCUUUCGGUUGUUCCUCCCACAGACACCUUGAAUAUGGCAUCAAAUACAUUCACGGGAACAGUACCGGAUCUAUCUACCCUUACUAAUCUAAAGAGUUUGCAGCUUUACAGCAAUGAGCUUCAGGGCACUCUCCCGAAAUCCCUCCAGCAUUUACAAAGCAUUGAAUCUAUCUUUUUGAGCUCGAAUAGAUUUACGGGAACUAUCCCUGAGGAGAUCAGCCUAGUGAGUCGAACGCUUACGGGCUUUUACUUGUCGGAUAACCUUUUGGUGGGCAGUAUUCCCACACACCUUUGCGAGUUCAUCGGCCUCGAGGCAUUAUUCUUGGACACGAAUAGGUUUGAUGGUACAAUACCAUCUUGUCUCGGUGAACUCGAAGACCUUCAACAACUUUAUCUAUUUAAAAACAAAUUAACGGGAACCGUUCCCACAACCUUCCAGAACCUGAAACACUUGAGUAAGUCAUGAGCAUGCCAUCUCUGAUCCCGAUUUAUUGAAUGUUUCUUUUCUAGUUUCCUUGUUCCGCUCUAACCUGGAUUUGGGAUUUUCCGACUUUAUUUGGAUGUUAAAAAUUUUACAGCUGGUAUUGGCUUAGAGUCCAACCAACUUGUUGGCGAGGUAUCCGACGAAGUCUGUGGACUUGUACAUCAUCAAGAAGUCGACAUGUGGGCAGAUUGUGGCGUUGGUGAAACUGCCUUACAAUGUCCAUGCUGCAGUGUCUGCUGUCCAGGAGAUUCCUGUGUUUAAACAUAUUCCAAAAGGAGAUAUCUUCAUUAACUUCUAUCGGUAUUGGAUCUAUAUUUAAUUGUUAUAAGAAAUGUUUUAAUGUUUA
Messenger RNA from Pseudo-nitzschia multistriata, 3048 nucleotides. The record is from the annotation of a GenBank genome assembly. Lineage: Eukaryota; Bacillariophyta; Bacillariophyceae; Bacillariales; Bacillariaceae.